Molecule: messenger RNA, 1266 nt
Organism: Camelina sativa (false flax)
Lineage: Eukaryota; Viridiplantae; Streptophyta; Magnoliopsida; Brassicales; Brassicaceae
Product: BTB/POZ domain-containing protein At4g08455
Molecular function (GO): protein binding
Source: RefSeq, a predicted model, not a curated record
GUUCUUUUAACUCAGAAAACUAAAUAAAUUGUUUGAGAGACCGAAAGACUUUGAAAACGGUACCGUUUAAGAUGAGGAGACACCACCACCGAUGCCAAAUCGGCUCCGACAGCGAAACUGGAUCCGAUUCCGACACCGAUACCGAUACGGCGAUGCGAUGCAUCUCUUGUCGAGAAGAGUACCUCCCUCGCGACGCUGGAACCUGCAAGGAGUGCUACGUUGAAGCCGGCGAGACUGAGGAAGAACUCAAACGCGAGAUCGAUGACCUCAAGGCUAAAGUUGCUUUCCUCCGUUUGUCUUCUUCCCUCGAUCAUUGCAAUAGCUCAAACUCCAGGUCCUUCACUGACGUUGUUCUCAUCGCCUCUGAGGACAACGCCGGAGCUCCUCCUAUUCCUGCUCAUAAAUCCGUUCUGGUGAGUCGUUCCCCAGUUUUCAAAGCAAUGCUUGAGAAUGAGAUGGAAGAGAGCCGUAGUGGCACUAUCAAGAUCAGCGAUGUAUCUUAUGACGCUCUUCGGACUUUCGUAUAUUAUCUCUACACAGCUGAAGCAUGUCUUGAUGAGCAAAUGGCAUGUGAUCUUUUGGUGAUGUCGGAGAAAUACCAGGUGAAGCAUCUCAAGAGUUACUGUGAGAGGUUUUUGGUAACCAAACUCAGUUGGGACAACUCUCUCAUGACCUAUGCCUUUGCCCACCAACACAACGCGAAACAUGUUCUUGAUGCUGCAUUGUCGCAGAUCACAGAAAAUAUGGAAAAACUUACUAAAAGAGAAGAAUACAUGGAGCUCGUGGAGAAGGAUCCUCGUCUAAUUGUUGAAAUCUAUGAAGCCUAUCUCUCAAACCAGGUUAACACAGCAGCUGGAGGAACUAGCACAAGCAAAUCUGGUUGAAAAAAAAAAGAUGUUUAUUUGUCGACCUAAACAAGAGGUAAUGAUUUCCCCUUCAUAUCUCUUUUAGGUAUAGUAUGGUUAGGCUCAGCAGAACAUCGGUUUGUAAAGCACUAGAAAUUUGCCGUAUUGAAAUUAUUGCAAACUAGUAGGAAGUAUAUUUCAUUUCUUUUCCCUGAUAGUGUCGGGUCAGUGUCCAUGUCUUUUUAUUUUUGCAUCGUUGCUUACAUGGAAAGGUGGUGGUUAUACUCACGACUAGGGUUUGGCGGUUCAUACUUGAUAUUGUCAGUUUAUGAAGACUUGUAUGUAAUGGAGAAAGUUGUGUCAUUAGUUUAGUUUUUGUUCAAACAGUGAGAAUGGUAAAUUGAAACGGGGGUUUGGCGUA